AUGGCCAAGGCAUCAUGCGAUGAGCUGCAAAAUUGGCUAGGAAGCAGCGUUGACCACAUCCUUGUCAGAAAAGUUGUUUUUGAGAAAGGAAAAGGCUGUUCCAAACGAAAGCUGUGCCUAGCGGCGAGAAGACUGAGCAUUGAUCAGUGUGAUCUGGUGGGCAAACGAGUGCUCAUGAGAUUGGAUUUGGACAUGCCGUUGAUAGGUGGAUGUAUCAGCUCCACGGAGAAAAUUGAAGCAGCAAUACCUAAUAUACAGCUGGCGUUACUUUCUG
This is a messenger RNA of Candidula unifasciata, 274 nucleotides long. The record is from the annotation of a GenBank genome assembly. Lineage: Eukaryota; Metazoa; Mollusca; Gastropoda; Stylommatophora; Geomitridae.